Messenger RNA from Coccidioides immitis RS, 3344 nucleotides. RefSeq names its product GTPase activating protein. Lineage: Eukaryota; Fungi; Ascomycota; Eurotiomycetes; Onygenales; Onygenaceae. The record is from RefSeq and is a predicted model, not a curated record. The coding region runs from base 1 to 2754 and encodes 917 amino acids. The transcript has 4 exons.
AUGGAAUCCACGCCGGAACGGGCCUCUAGACCCCCCUCGCUCAGCAUCGAGGAUCCAGCUCGUGAGCGCCUCCCAACGGAUUCCAUGGUCACCGUGCCCCUUUCGGACCUCCAGCCUAGCCCGAGGGAGAUAGAUCUUGACCGCAGAUUCUCGGAAAUUACCUCUAUCUCUCCGGCCAGUCCCUGCAGCGAAGCAGAUGCAGAAGCAAAAGUGAUCACCCUCGACGAUGAGAUUGGAUCAGGCCAUAUUGGUUCAGAUGCAUCGUCUAGGAGGGAAUCUUCCGUGUCUGCGGUCGCAAGCGAGACUGUCGAGAAUAAGGAGAUGGACGAUGCCAGGUCUGUGGACUGGGUAGAGCUGGAAAAAACCGAAGAGCUGCAGUCGAAGUCAGGCCCAGCGGAUGACGCCUCGACCGCUCUGCUCCUGGCAAGAUUGGAACAGGAGAACGAUGCCCUCGCGACCGACCCCAAAUCAGCGCUGUCCGGCAGUCCAAAGCCCAGGCGCUCGUCCAGGCCACCCUCCAUCCACCAGCUCAAGAAACUGGUCAACGAUCCUCGGUCGUCGCUCCGAUACUCGCAACUCCCAACCCCUCAGAUGACCGAACUGGAGUUCUGGGCUGCCCUCGUCGCAGACUAUCCCCGAACGGCCCAGAGGCUCCCUACGCUCACGUCCAACAAGAUUCGAGGAGGCGUGCCUCCACCUCUACGGGGCGUUGUCUGGCCUAGCAUCGCUGGUGCUAGAGAUGUGGCACUCCAGGAAGAAUUUGACAAGCUGAGCGGCGAAUCCAGCCCGUAUGAAGGUCUCAUCGGCAAGGAUAUCGGCAGAAGCUUUCCCAACGUGGAGAUGUUUAGGGACCCCAACGGCGAGGGUCAGCAGAUGUUGGCCAAAGUUCUAAAAUGCUUUAGUCUCCAUGACACAAAGAUCGGGUACUGCCAGGGCCUUGGAUUCGUCGUUGGUCCUCUUUUGAUGCACAUGAGCGAAGCGGAGGCCUUCUCUGUGCUCGUUAGGCUUAUGGACCAUUAUGAUCUCCGAUCGUGCUUCCUGCCUACUUUAUCUGGCCUCCACUUGCGCAUCUAUCAGUUCCAGACGCUGCUCUCCCGUCAUCGACCGAAUCUUCAUGCGCACCUUGAAGCACUCAAUGUCGAGCCUGUCUACGUGUCGCAAUGGUUUCUGUCCUUUUUCGCCGUGACCUGUCCACUUCCAAUGCUGCUCCGUAUUUACGAUGUUCUGCUUCUCGAGGGUGCUUGCGAGACUCUGAUGCGCGUUGGACUUUCGUUGAUGCAACGAAACGAAAAGAAACUCCUGGCGUGUCACGAAUUUGAGGACGUCAUGCAACUUCUCCUAUCGAGGAGCAUUUGGGAUCCGUACUGCUGCAACGCGGACGACCUUGUUAACGACUUUGUCUCUCUCACGUCCCUCGUGACUCGAGAGAGCCUUCAAGCGCUAGAAGCGAGCUACAAAGAAUCCCAAGGAUCUUCGUCUAAUGUUUAUCUCCCGCAGCUACAAGCUGUUGCUUCUCGGUUUUUAGGGCGAUUAUGGGCGGGGUCGAAUGCUCACAAUUCCACCAAGUCACUUGUGCUCAACCCUGGAACGCCAUUUAGCCCAUCCGCGGUUCGCCGUACACCGUCCAAGCAGAGCAUGGCGUCCACCCUGAACUCUUUCGAGUCAACUUCCGAUGCUAGCACAGCCCCAACAGAGCUUUCAUCGGACGGCAGUAAGCGCAAGCAAAAGUCGACCAUGCAGAACAAAGACAAGGAUCUGCAUACUCAAAUCGAGGACCUGCUUAUCGCAUUGACAGACAUGCAGCGCGAGCAUGCAACUCUGGCUAAGGAACUGCAAAAGGAACGUGAAGAGCGCGAGGAAGACCAACAACUGGCUAAAUUAAUGUUGGGAUAUAUCAAAGAACAGCCGGAAGAUGAACAGGCCGUUGACCUUAUCGCUAAAGCGAACAGCCGCUUCUCUACUACUGAAUCCCGCCGGCUGUCUAUGCAGCAAACCAAACAGCAGCUUCGAGACGAUAUCGCCUUGUGGCGAGAGAAGUACGAAAUCGAGCUCGCCCGAUGUCAAAACUUGAGUCGCACAAUCGACGACCACGAGCACGAAAAUAACCAGUUAAAAGAGCAACUCCGUGACGCCCGCUCGCGCAUCCAGGAUGCCCACAGGGACAAGCAACGUCUCGAGCGCACCAUCCAGGAACUGCGAUCUCGCAAACAACCUCCCUCCAACACCUCCGACCGACCCCAGUCCACCGCUGACGACAAUCGGGCUUCCACCUCGGGUCUUCGCGAAUUCAAACUCGGUAAAGCUUCCACCAUCAGCACAUUUUCUACUCAGGCGACGUCUCCCAAAGCAGCUACUUUCGCCAAACGCACUAGCUCCCUCGGCGCCCCGACUUUCUUCACUCCACCCGAUAACGCCGAUGAAGACUCCCUGCUCGCAGAGCUCGUCAAUGCCAAGACAUCUGAAGCCAUCGCCCGUCAAGAACUCGACGAAGUCAAAGCAAAACUGGAAAACCUUCGAAAACUCAUGUCCAAAUCGGGCAUUGGCCUUUCCACUGCUGCUACGAUGCCGGCGGGAACCAUGCACCUGUCAACUGGAUGGGGAUCGUCCUCGACGACACCUCGAACUCCCAAUUCAAAUGGAAGUUCAGCAGUUAGUGCCGGCGGGGGUGGGGGCACCGGUGGCGGCGGCUUUUUCAGCGGAUGGACAAAGCGAACAUUAUCGUCUGGGAAUAUAUCAAUUGUGGAAUCAAAGUAAGAGACGUUCCACGUCUCCUCCCCUUUUUUGGUUGUGGGCCUUCGAUAAUCCGCCCUUCUUUUCCGAUUCUUUUCUUUUCUUUCGAGAUGAUUAGAUGUUCACGUGUCGCAAGGCACUUGGCAUCUUGUAUAAUCUACUCUUCACUUCAUUCUUUGUCUUUUUGUCCAUUUUCUUUUAGGAAGUCUCCUUGUUCAACAACAUUCUUGACAACAAAACCAGGAGAAUAUCUUUUCUUGUGCCUGUUUCUGGAAUAUACCCCUACCUCAAUUCCUCUCGACAGAGACUUAUUCCUUUUGUUCAAGAGUCCAGCCCAUCGCUAGUAAGCGAGCGCUGUCUUCCAUGAAUAUCCUUUUCGAGACAAUCUAACUAUUUCUGAGCCUGAAAACUAUAUUUCUUCCGCAUGCUUCCUUGCAUACCUAGCGGCAUGUUUUGGCUGACUCUAUAUGUCUAUCCUUUUUAAUAUCUUCUUUCUCUAUACAUCAUCAUAUCCCCUCUUGGUGUGUACAAGCACGUACGGACUGUAUACAUAGCGAAUAAGAGUAAAUAGUGUAUACCUUGUGGAAUUUAUUGGCAUUUCAUCAUGGAUAUGA